Messenger RNA from Trypanosoma brucei brucei TREU927, 1233 nucleotides. RefSeq lists its product as hypothetical. The transcript has a single exon. NCBI's taxonomy places the organism in Eukaryota, Euglenozoa, Kinetoplastea, Trypanosomatida, Trypanosomatidae. The coding region runs from base 1 to 1233 and encodes 410 amino acids. The record is from RefSeq and is a predicted model, not a curated record.
AUGACACCACCAACGACUCGACGCUACCCCAUCCGUCUGUUAGUACGGCAUCUUCCUCAUGAUACAACCGCCGAAAGCAUCACUCGGAUCAUCGUUGAGGGUUGCCCCACUGAUAGUGUGGAGGAGGUAACGACGGUGUACGUAAUCCCCGGGCGUCCUCAACAAGGCGUCCUGCCCCCCAUUCCCUCCACAGCAGUCGUUACGAUACAACCGACGGCACGCCAGCAGGCCGACAGCAACCUCGCGAUGUGCGAUCGCGCUCUCGAGAUUGUGGCUGAUACCUUCGACGGAAAAGUGGUUCACUCCGGUGAUGCUGGCACCUGCAACGUAAUGGAAUCCACCGUGGAACUCUCGCCUGUUUGUCUUAGAAUCCCCUCGGGCAUGCGUAGUAAAAGGGGUGUGUCAGAGGAUUGGGUCAAUAGGUUGCGCAGUAUUAGUGCCGGAUCCAUCGAAGAUGACGACAACUACAGAGCCUUUUGCGUAUCUGCGCUGGGAAGCAACAGGGAGGUGUUGACGGCUGGUAAUAACAUGUCGAAAGGAUGGAUGCAUGAAGGGGGGAAUACUGGGGACGGGGCUACAACCCAUCAGGCUGGCGCCGCCGCUACAUCGCUGCGGGAACAACACCAACAAGGGUCACAGGAGGGCGAGGGCAAACAAAUUUCAAAUCUCGUAAAGUAUUUGGUUUCCGGCGUGGACCAACGCAAGAAGAAAGGGUCCAGCUGCCGGCGCAAGAAUGAAAAGAAAGCAGGUGCCCCUGCCAACGCCAAACCGAUGAAGAUACUUGUGCGAGAAUGGACUGAAGACGAUGCAGGGAAGUUGACAUCGGUGGGGCAGACGGGGGCAGGUUUACAGAGGCGGGAAGUCAGCUCGGGGACGACGAAAACGCCGCCCCGAGAAGGUGGUGGACAAGGCGAAAGCGGUGGAGGAAAGCGGCGCAAGCGCUCGCGGCAGUCGAAGAAGAAGGCGGCAAAGCUGGACGAUCUUGAUGGACAUCGUAAUACUGACGGUGUUUCGGGCACGCUAGAAGGGCGGAAAGGGAAGGGGCUGAAACUCCCCAAACGCACAGCAGAAUUAGACAAUCAUUCGGACGAAAGUGCAGUGAACGAUAAAGGAUGCAGGGACGCCGAAAAACGCGCGAACCGUCGAAAGAAGCGGCGAGCGGAUAGGAAAAGGCGGAAUAGAAGAAGCAAGGAAAAGGAGGGCGAAACUUUAACCGCUGCGGGUGCUGAGUAA